UUUGGAUGACACCCAUCCAUCCGGAUCUCUGACGGCACUUAGCGGUUGGUUAGCAACAACAACAGGCAUCGGCUGCGGGAUGGACCGACAGCUGUUUUCCUGAAAUUUCUGCGAAGUAUUUUCCACACAUUGUGGUCUACGCUGCAACAACAUGCGUGUCGUGCAGGACGCUGAUUGUGUGGCUUUCCCGGUUCAUGAACGGAGUUUCAUAUAAGCAGCAAAAUGAGUUGUGUGGCUAACUGGCUAACAGGCUAGAAUGCGACGGAUCUGACAGGUUUCACGAACACCGGCAGUCAGGAAACAUGGACUCACUGCUGGACUUUGAGGAGUGCGUCAAAGACUCACCUGAGUUCAGACUGAACCUGGAUCAGUUUGAGACGGAGGUUUCUGUGCUAGAGACACAACUGGACAAGGUGAUGAAGCUGUGCAGCAAGAUGGUGGAGGCGGGACAAGCGUACAGCGCAGCCAAUCAGCUGUUUUUGAGUGGCCUGGCGGGGCUAUCCAUGUCCCAGAAGGGCAGCGUCAUUACUAGCUGUCUGAACCAGUUCAACCUGGGCCUGCAGGAAAUGGUCAGCUUUCACACGAUGUUGUUUGAUCAGACUCAGAGAGCCAUCAGCCAACAGCUGACAAACCUCUGCACACAGUUCCUUCCCCAGCUGGCGGAGACCAGGAGGGAGUUUGUUCGGAUCGGGGAGGACCUGGAGACGGCGGCGGCAAAAAAUGCUCAGGUGUCUCGACACAAAGCUGCAGACGCUGAGCGAGCGAGUCAUCUGCUUCUCGCCACACGCAAAUGCUACCAACACUUUGCCCUGGACUACUGCCUGCAGCUCAACACUUUUAAGACCCAGCAGAAGAUCGACAUCUUAAACUCCGUGUUCUCCUACGUCCACGCUCAGUUCACCUUCUUCCACCAAGGCUUUGACCUACUCAGAGACCUGGAACCCACCAUGAAGACCAUGGCAGCACAGCUGUCCCAGCUGUCAGGUGAAUGUGCAGCUAAAAGAAAGGACCUGGAGAACACACACCUGCUGGUCCAGCAGAGAGAUGCUUCAGGUGAGCUUCUGGCCAGCUCAUGCCCUGAUAACGAUGACAUCAUUCAGGGUUACCUGUUCAAACGAUCCAGGAGGAAAUCCAAAACUUGGAAAAGAUGCUGGUUUUCCAUCAGAGACAACCAGCUCCUUUACAAAAAGUCACACAAGGAAGACGCUGUAGUUCUGUUUGAGGAUCUCAGACUGUGCGCUGUCAAAUCUCUGGAGCACAUUGACCGACGUUUCUGCUUCGAGCUGCUCUCUGUCCAGAAGUGCUGUGCUCUGCAGGCCGACUCGGAGCAGCUGAAGCAGGCGUGGCUCAGCGCUCUGCAGGGCAGCAUUGACCUGGCCUACAGGGAAGGGACAGACACUCUGCUCACAAAGGCCAAAGACCCCCCACCUGUGGUGUGUGUUGGGAACAGCUCACCGGCCCCCCCCACGCACAAACCACCAGCCCUGGGUGUGGCCCUCAGCGGCCCUGGGAACCAGCGGUGCUGCGACUGUGGGGAGGAAGAGCCUCGCUGGGCCUCCGUGAACCUGGGAGUCACCAUGUGCAUCGAGUGCUCCGGCAUCCACAGGAGUCUGGGUGUUCACCUGUCCAAGGUGCGAUCUCUUACUCUGGACUCAUGGGAGACUGAACAGCUGAAGCUGCUGUGUGUUUUAGGGAAUAGUGUCAUGAACCAAAUCUAUGAGGCGCGAUGUUCAGAGGAAGGACCAGUCAAACCCAGGCCCAGCAGCUCACGAGCAGAGAAGGAGACGUGGAUCAGAGAGAAGUAUGUGGAGAAGAGGUUUGUGCAGAACAGCAGCUCAGAGCAUAAUGCCAGGAUGCGUCUGUAUCAGGCUGCUCUGGAGGGAGAUCUGGUUGCCAUGGCAGCAGCUUUGGCCAGAGGGGUGCAGGUUAAUGUGAGCAUCGCUGAGGAGGAGGGCCGAACGGCGCUGAUUGGAGCAGCCGUUGGGGGCUCGCUGCUGGCCUGUGAGUAUCUGCUGCAGAACGGAGCAAACGUCAACCACCGAGACCUGAGAGGACGUGGGGCGCUGCACGCCGCGGCCGCUGCGGGCCACACCGGACAGGUGUGUCUGUUGUUGAAGAGAGGAGCCAAUCAAUACGCUGUGGAUGAGAGCGGACAGGACCCGUUGGCCAUUGCCGUGGAAACAGCGAAUGCUGACAUCGUCACUCUACUGCGGAUGGCCAGGAUGAAUGAAGAGAUGAAGGAUUCAGAGGGAAUCUUUGGAGCCGUGGGGGACGAUGAGACGUUUCAGGACAUCUUCCGUGACUUCAGCAACAUGGCGUCACACGAUCCAGAGAGACUCAGCAGACGGCGGUUCAGCCGAGGAGGAGAGGAGGAGGAGGAGGGGGGAGACACAAAAAAGAGCACCAACAGCCAGCGCAGGGUUGAAAAGAUGUCGGUGACAGAAACUCAAAGUGCCCCAGGCAGCUUUUAACAGUCAGCGACUGUCUAACCUGUAAAUAUUGCUUACACAUAAUGUGCAGUGUUUACUAGAACACGACUGCAGCUAUGCUUUGUCUUAGUUAUCACACCUGUGGUUUGGUCCUCACUGGUCAAAGCACUGAUCAAACGCUUUACAUUUGAAUCCACAAACAUUUAAAUAACAUUUACUGAAAAAAAAGUUUUUAUUAGACAGGUUUUAAAAGAUUUUUACUCCAAAUAACAAAUAAAUUACCAAAAUUAAGUUCAGCAGCCAGAUAAAGCUUUCAUACUCCAACUAGCUGAACGAGUAUGUAUGUAUGUACACCGAGUAAGAAAGAAAAGUCCUGCAGAAGCUCUGUCAAAAAUGACUUUAUUCAUCAUAUAGAGGUUUAUUAAUCCUUGGUCACAGUAGAGGUCAGCCUUUAUAACCAGUGCAUGUACUGAAACGAGCCAGGAGUGAUGCUAAUACAGCAAAGGAAUAGAUGCAUGUAUGAUUCUGCUCCUCCGCUGAUUUAAUGUGUCUGCCUCUCAUCUGCUGUGGUUACAGGGUUCUCAGUGUAGUGUAGCGCCCCCUGUUGGACGCGGCUCCUUCUUUUUCAGUGUCCAUUGGCUGCUUUGGAAGCAUGACUGUCACUGGAUCGCAUUGCUCAGCCCUGGUUCCCUGGACAGUGAUCUGUAAUGGGAGGAGGGAACUGAGUGUGGCUCAGCGUUUGUAGCCUUUAACCAUGUGCUCAGAAAAGGAUUCAAACUGUAGCUGCUGUUACCUGUUAUUUACAAUAUUUUGAAGUGUUUCAUGUUUCUUAUGGGAUGUAACCACAUUUCCAGCUUAAGGCCUGUGGUUAAAACAGGGUUUCUUUUUAUCAGACUGAAGUGGACCAACAUAGUUGAGCUCCAUCUCCCAAUGCUGCUUGUUCCUACUGGAACAAAUGACCACCCAGGCUGUUAGAACCUCAAACCUGCCAGGAAGCUGUUUGAUCUCAACAUCCUGUCCUGGAAGCUUUUCUCUCCUGAGUUCAGGCUGGCAGGUUUGAUUUCUGCCUCAGGUUUAAUCCAUCAUUUCUAAAAACACAUUUCCCAGUCUGUUACUAAUGUGAAGCUACUGCUUAAUAAAAUGUAUGAAGACGU
Messenger RNA from Betta splendens (Siamese fighting fish), 3583 nucleotides. RefSeq names its product BAR_ACAPs and ArfGap_ACAP domain-containing protein. The record is from RefSeq and is a predicted model, not a curated record. Gene Ontology annotation, cellular component: cytoplasm. The transcript is spliced from 22 exons. Lineage: Eukaryota; Metazoa; Chordata; Actinopteri; Anabantiformes; Osphronemidae. Bases 303 to 2471 code for a protein of 722 amino acids. Gene Ontology annotation, molecular function: protein binding; GTPase activator activity.